AUGGAGCGACAACCGCAGACCACAUCCAGCACCCUCCAACAGGCGGCGGAACUGCUCGAGCGCAGCCAACAGCUGCUGAGGGCGGCCAGCCAGGAGGAGGCCACCAACACCACCACGGCGGCUCGGGUACGCCAAAUGACCACGGUGCAGCUCCAGCGGGACCCGGUACUGUGGGCCGCCUACACGCGGGGGUGGGAAGACCGCACCGACGUGUUCCGUAGGGCGACAAGUGGCGAGCCAACAACGGCAAUGCGGCACUACAGGUCCCGUAGCCCGAGGCGGGUGACGACCAGACCGGCGGCCACAGCUCGAUCAGCAACACCAAUGCCGUCGACGCGGGUACCAGAGCGCCAACCAACACGACCGCUGAUGGAGACACCAGUACCGGCGCUAAGGACAACGACCAUGCCACCACCUAAAACGGCCGCCAACAUUCCGCCCACACCACCCACGCCGAAACCAAGGGCAACCGCGACGCUAACACAACCGGUCAAACUUAACGCCCGCCAACGCCGGAACCAGCAGCGGAUGCGGGACCAUAAGAUGAAGAUGACGUCCCAACAACACCGCCUGGAAAAACCGGCACCACCCGCAAACCCGAACCCGGAACCAACACCAGCCCCGUCACAACCAGACCCUGCGACGUCAGACCUCGCCGUGGUCACGGUGCCGGAAGUGACAAUCACUUCCGGAACAGCCGUAAUCACGGAACAACUAACAGCCGCCACCUCCCAAACCGGAUAUAUGGAAAUAUCCCCGGAAGAGGAGGCGGAAUUGUUGGGAGGGACGACCGCAGGCACGGCUGACACCGAGGACAUGGAGGUCAGCCUCAUGUUCUUUAGUCUCCUCCCACGUCACUCCAACAUGGCUAGACACCACCAGGGCCACGUCCGCUGA
Molecule: messenger RNA, 897 nt
Organism: Acyrthosiphon pisum (pea aphid)
Lineage: Eukaryota; Metazoa; Arthropoda; Insecta; Hemiptera; Aphididae
Product: mucin-2-like
Exons: 1
Coding region: 1-897 (298 amino acids)
Source: RefSeq, a predicted model, not a curated record